UGCAUAUGAAAUUUCCUCAGAUUACUCCUGUUCUUCCGAAGUAACUACUAACUAGACUUUUAAACAAUAACGCGGAUGAGGGUCAAGUAGCGUAUACGAAGUUACUAAUCAUUUACAUGGAAAACUGACAGAAAACCAACAUAUAAAACAAGUAACUCGGUCUACAAGUACAUAAACCGAAAAAAGAAGUCCAAGACUUGUUCAGAGACCUUGAAUAUUUCACCUUCCAUUAUUUGCUUGAUACUUCCGGUCCAUAGAACCAACUCUUGAGGUCUCACAGCAUUGUCUUGCUCUGUUCAGACUUCAGACUUCUGCAGCAACCACAUAACAUGGCAGAUAGAGAACUUGCAAGCCACUGGAUAUACCAAAGGGAGGGAUUUAUAAGAGCAGACUACCCAACUCACUGCAGUUAUGGACCAGUAAACCUUGAAGACCCUUUCAAAUGGCAAGGUGUUAUCAUGGGGCCUCCAGGUUCUCCUUAUGAAGAUGGUGUCUUCUAUCUUUCCAUUGAUCUACCUGACAACUAUCCAACAAGGCCUCCCAUCAUCAAAUUCUUAACUAAGGUUUAUCAUCCAAACAUUGAUAAUGAUGGCAAUAUUUACAUGGACAUUUUAGAAGAAGAUCAAUGGAACCCAAUCCAGAAUAUUGAGAGCCUUUUGCUCUCCAUAUGCUCACUUCUUGAUGAUCCGAAUCCAGUGGACCCUCUCAAUCCAAGCAGCAAUCUCUUCAAGACAAACAUACAGGAAUUCAUCAAAAUGGCGAGAGAAUGGACUAAGAACUAUGCUAGUGAUGUGUGCAUUUACUCUUUUAAUCCCAAAGAAUGUGUGUAAAUGGCUUCCCUUUCCUUUUAUUGACAUCUCAUCACAGACAUGGUCCCUUAGACCAUAGAUUAGUUAAAUCUUAGAGAGCACACUAAAUGAUAUGUUUGCUACUUGAAAGAAAGAAAGGUUUAUCAAAUGUUUUCUUUCACCUGAAUCUGAACUCUAACACAA
Argentina anserina (silverweed cinquefoil) is the source of this 992-nucleotide messenger RNA. RefSeq names its product ubiquitin-conjugating enzyme E2 11-like. NCBI's taxonomy places the organism in Eukaryota, Viridiplantae, Streptophyta, Magnoliopsida, Rosales, Rosaceae. The transcript has 3 exons. The coding region runs from base 330 to 830 and encodes 166 amino acids. The record is from RefSeq and is a predicted model, not a curated record.